Messenger RNA from Paramecium tetraurelia, 4707 nucleotides. RefSeq lists its product as uncharacterized. The transcript is spliced from 5 exons. The record is from RefSeq and is a predicted model, not a curated record. NCBI's taxonomy places the organism in Eukaryota, Ciliophora, Oligohymenophorea, Peniculida, Parameciidae.
AUGUCAGAGGAAGGGAAGAAUCUGACAGACAAGUCAUUGGAAUCCAACAAUUAAAAUUCUCUAUAUCGAUUGAUAUAUUUGAUGGUUCGGGAUUCAAAUUAAUCGAUUAUAGUGCACAGCUUAGCCAUGUUAAUCACUCUGAUGUAAAUUCAUUAUUUCAAAUUCCAUCAUAUGAUUGUAUCAGUAUGGUAGGACAGUAAUGCAGACACAUUGACUUAAAUCUUUGGAUAUUUUAAUUUUACCCAUUAUUUGUUAAACUAGGAUUAUAGUGCAGUAUAAAUAUUAAUUUAUGUUUCUAUUGCAUUAUUAUGUUUUUGGGUGUUCUUAUUUUUAAUAUCAAUCAUAUUUAUAGUCAACUAGAAAGAUCCAGUAUAAUUAUUAAUCAACGUAUUAAAAUACCUGACCUUUGUGUUUAGUACUAUACUGUAUAUACCUAUGUUAUUCCUAUUCACAUUUUCAAUCAGUUGUACAAAUGGGUAUAUGGAUGACUUUUCAAAUCAAAAAUGUUGGUAAGGAUUGUUAGUCAUAGAUCAAAUAAUAUCAAUUAUUGGAUUAAUAAUUCUAUCCAUCAUGUGCUCAGCAGUUAAUUAUUUAUUUUUUGAUGGUUCUUUUGAUCAGGAGAAGGCAUUAUCAAAGAGAAAUGGAAGGUGUACAACCUUAACCUCAACUCAUUUCGGCAUUGUUGUGUUGCUAUCUAUGUUACCACACAAUAGUAAUUCAUAAGUGUUUUUUGAAGUCUAUUAAUUAAUUGGAUCAGUGGUUUGCUUUUUAUAUGCAAAGAGAAAUGAUGCAUAUAAUAACAGGUUAAUGUAGAAGCUGUGUUUGACAUUUCUUACUUUAGAAAUGUGGGCAUCUCUUAUGUUGUGUAUAUCUAAUUUAGUGGAGAAGAGAAUAAUGGUUGGAUCUUUAUAUACUUGGUUAUUUUGCCUGCCUUUUGUAUUCAUGAUAUAGCUGUUGCAAUAAUAGAAGAGGGAAUAGUGUUUGAUGAUUUAUGUGAAUAAGUUUGAUAAUCCUGUUUAAUUGGUGAAUCAUGUACAUGAAGUCAUCAAAUUAGUAGAAUAUGAUAAAAAAAGAUUGCCAUAAGGGUAGUUGUUAAAUGGUUACAUUGAAUUUCACAAUUAAACUUGUCCAAAUCCUUUAUGUCCAUUAAAAAAGGUGAAAUUCUCUUUGAAUAUGUUCAAAGUAAAAAAUGAAAUAGUCAGUAAAACAGACAAAAGACAUUAAUUAAUCUAUGAUACUAUGACAAGGCUGUUCAUUAUGGGAAUCGGGAAAUUUCCAACUGAUGUAUUCAUUCGAAUAGAAUACUCACUGUUUACAUUGAGGAUAUUGAAAUCCAAACCUUAAGCUUUGGAAGAAUUAAGCAAUAUUGAAAAACUAAAGACAUCUUUUGAUGAAAAAUAUAUAGUUUUCUAUAUUAAAAGUGUGAUUGAGGCUGAGAUAUCCGAGUUAAGUGGGGAAGGAUAGGAUUUCACGGAAUAAAGAGACUUUGAUGAGAAGUUUGGAUCCUUUAAAUAAGCUAUGGAAAGAAGUGUAAGUUUACUGAUGGAGUUCUGGUCUUAAUUUGCUGAUGAGAAACCUGAUUUGGUUAAGCUGUAUGAGAUUGGAUCAAAAUUGUUUCCGAUUAGGAUGUAUGUUGAUACGACUUGGAAAAGACUUUAAAGAAUCUAAAAUCAAUAACUACCAUAAGCAUUGAGAUUAUAUUCUAAAUAUUUAAUUGAAAUAUUCAAUGAUCGGAUAUCAGGAUUUGAUUUACUUGAAUAAGCUAGAAAAAUAGAGAGUUCGUUUGCUCAAAGAAAAGCUUUUAAAUUAGGAAUGACUUCAAAUUUGAAUGUUGAUGGACAAGAAGAUGGUUGUGUUUUUAUUUCAUUGGAAGAGGAGAAGUUUGGUUAAAUCUAUGCUAUUAAUAUGGCUGCUGCUUCAUUAUUGGGAUUUGAUAAAAAUGAACUUAUGAAUAAGAAAGUCAAUAAUAUUAUGCCUUCAUUAUACGCAAAGCAUCACGAUGACUUUUUAAGAAGAUUCUUGGAUACAAAUGAAGCCACUCUAUUGAAUAAAGAAAGGUUGUUACUAGGGAAGCAUAAGAACGGAUAUUUGUAAGGGAUAAAUGUGUUAUUGAGACCUGUUUAUCAUGUUUUAAAAGAAGGAGUAGAGUUUGUAGGUACAUUCAAAAAGGAAAAGAGAAUCAAGGAUGUAGCAUAUUUAGUUUGUAAUAAGGAGUACGUGGUAGAAGAUAUUUCAGGAGGUUGUAUAAAUUUAUUGGGGUUGGAUAUAAAGUCUUUACAAAUUUAAGAAAUCCAUCUUUUUGAUUUGUUUCCAGAGAUUAAGGAAUGUUAUGGUGAUUUUAAAUUGAAAUAAGGAAAAUCGGUUGAUUUCAUAUUGCCAAAAAUCUUAGAUGAUCAUAUUGCAUUUGGAGCAUCAGAUACAUCUAUUAAAUUAAGUGUGUCCAUUUUGGAUAUUAACUUUCUAAUAAUGAAAAAUUCAGAAAAUGAAUAAGGUUUGGCUGGAUAUUAAGUAAGGGUCGAAAGACAAAUUGAUUUGUCGACUUCAAAUAUCAAAUAAUUUCAGUAGAAAACUUUUAAGAAUCAAAAUUUUUCAUUUAGAUUAUAAUUUCAACAAACUGGAAUGCAUUUCUAUGGAGAAUUUACUGAUGCUAAUUACAGUGAAAUGAUCACUCAUAUCCAAGAUUAGAGUAUGUUCACUAAUUAAGAGUAUGAUCUGAAAAGUAAAGAAGUUGAGAAGAAUGAGGAUGUCGUUGAUUACUCUUAAGGUAUCAGGGUAAUGAGAUUGUUUGAGGGUGUGAUCUAUGAUAUAGAAAAGUUUUAAUCGGAUGCAGAUAUGGAAAGUUUCGAGGAAAUUCAAAUCAAGAAGGAGGAAUAACUGAAUCAAGAGAGUGAUGAGCCAAAUGAAUCUGGAUAUUUUAGAUCAUCUAAAGAAUUAUAGGAGACUUUAAAUGCAUAAAGUGAGAGUAGAACAAUCAGAUGGUUAUAUUACAUAUCAUUUCUACUUACUGUUCUACUGAGUAUCUUAUGCAUAUUGAACAAUGUCUUUGAGAGAGAAGAAAUCAACAAUUAGAAUUCUGAUUGGAACAUGAUUAUCAAACAAUCUGAUAUGAUAAUAUAUCUCAAUGAAAUCGUAUUAUAUUCAAGAGAAUUAAUGUUAUUGAAUAUUGGAUUCUCUAAUUACAAAGAAGACAAACUACUAUCUAAUUUGAAUAAAAGUAUUUAGCAAUUUGAUUCUAUGAGUAAGGACAUCUUUAUGAAGAUUUCCUUCAAUUCUGAUGUAAUGAUGAAUACUCAAUCAGGUGAAGAAACAAGUACUUUAGAAUAGGCCAGUCAGCAAAUUGUAAGUAAAUCCCUUAACAUUCAAUAAGUAUACUCACAAUUAAAUGAAAAUUAAAUCGACUAUUACUAUGUGAUCUACAAUUCAUUAAAUGAUUUCAUUCGUGCUUUAUUAGACAUGUAUAUGAAUACCAUAGAUUUAUCCUACGAUCAAACCAACAAAUUAUAUAGUGACAUUUUAGUGAUUCUCGUAUUAUCCGCCUGUUUAACAUUCAUUUCUUCUAUUAUCUUGACUUGCAUUCUAACAAGCACUCUAGAUAAAAGGUAAGAAAUCUUAAGCAUUUUUUUGGAUAUCCCAGAAAAGACAGCUAAAUUAUUUUAUUCGAAAUGUGAAAACUUUCUAUCCUAAAUAUCUUCAAAUGAAGAUGAUGAAGUAUUAAGUGAAAUUGAUAUCGUUGAGGAAAAAGGGAAUGAUGAACCUGUGUCUCUUUUGGGUAGAAAGAGGAAGAGGUUCAAGAAUAAUGAGAAUAAGCAUAUGGGAUUUUUUGUUAAGAUGAUAUUAUUAGCUUCUGUUAUAGAGUCUUACUUUAUCAUGAUCUAUUUCUUAGAUUAGAACAAUGCUGAUCAAAAAUUAAAUAUCUUAAACGAAUUCAACCAAACAUCCUUAAGUUCCAGUUAUUAUUCUAUUCUGGUCAAUACACUCAAAUAAUACAUUUACAAUGACAAGCUCAAUUUAUUGAAUUAAGAUAGCAACACUACUAUGGUUUAGCUGAUUAAUAAUGUCUAUGAGAUUGAUACUCUCUAUCAGAAAUUACAUGCUGUCAAUGUGGAACACAAUGAUAUUUCUUAUAUUGAUUAUUACAACUCUAUUAUGUUUGAUAAUCUAUGUACAACAAUUACAUUACAAGAGAUCACAUGUGAAACCUUUGCUAAUGGAAUUUUAGAUCAUGGAUUAAUGACAGCAGUGUCUAGGCAUUUUCAAAAUAUCCGAAAACUAUACAACUCCUAUUAGAAUCUCAACCAAAACGCAACCUUAGAUUUUCCUUGGUCGAACUUUACUCUUUUAGAUCUGUCUGCUGAUCCAAAGAGAAAUAAACUACUCAAUUUGCUCAACACUCCAGAAAGUUAUGAAAUAAACAAUAUGUAAUUCUAUGUAAUUAAAGAUGCAUUUACAUUGUUAAAGAACAAGUACUUGGAUAUCACAACGUCUGAUCAAGAAAAUUACAUUGUUCAGCAGCUAAUAUUAAUGAUUUUCUUCUUGUUAACAUUGAUACUGGCUUUGCUGUUUUGUUGGAACCCCUUCCUAAGAAAAUUAAACAGAGAAAUUUGGUCAACCAAGUGCUUGCUGACCUUCAUCCCCAUCGAUGAAAUAGCUAAAAUUAGAACUAUAAAUAAUUAUAUUAGGACUGUAAUAUUGGAAUAAAACAUUUGA